AUGCACCGACCGCCACCCAGCGUUGCCCACAAUGCGCCGCAAAUCAGCGUGAACGGAACCCACCUGCAAGUGGUGGACAACUUCGCGUAUCUGGGCGGCACCCUCUCCCACAGCAGCAAAAUCGACAAUAAAGUUGCCCGCCGGAUUUCCAAGGUCAGUCAAGCCUUCGGUCGUCUUAAAAACACAGUUUGGAAUCGUCAAGAUCUUCAACUCAGCACGAACCUGAAGAUGUACAAGGCCGUCAUGCUACCGACGUUGCUGCAUGGAGCGGAGACUUGGAAGGUGUGUACGAAGCAGGCACGUAAACUCAAGCACUUCCAUCUCAGUUGUCUUCGUCGAAUACUGAAGCUGAGGUGGUAGGACCGGAUCCCAGACACGGACGUACAGGAGCGGAUGGGAAUCUUCAGCAUUUACUCUAUGUUGAGCGGCCAUCUCGUACAGAUGGACGACGAGAGGCUCCACAAAAGACUCUUCUAUGGUGAUGUCGCUAAGGGUUCACGCCAACAAGGAGGUCAAGUCCGACGCCACAAGGAUACUCUGAAGCGCCUGCAGAUCAACCUGGCAAACUGGGAAGACCUCGGUCGGGACCGGCCUACGUGGAGAACAGUGAAGACAGGCGCAGCAUUCUUCGAAGCCAACCGCAUCAUCGUCGCCAAAGUCAAACGCUAG
This is a messenger RNA of Spirometra erinaceieuropaei, 669 nucleotides long. The record is from the annotation of a GenBank genome assembly. Lineage: Eukaryota; Metazoa; Platyhelminthes; Cestoda; Diphyllobothriidea; Diphyllobothriidae.